UCAUUCUGAAAAAAACAACACCAACAGCGGUAGCUCUCCUCGCCUCAGUGAGGUUUUCGUUGCCCACUCGUGAUGUCGUUGGUGUGUUGACAGGCUUCACAUGUUUUCCCUGCUGGGUGGCAAACCUCACUCGUACUAAAAACUGAAAAAAUGGAAUACCUCCUUCAAGUAAAAAUCGGAGCUUUGAUCGGUUUGCUGUUGUUAACUCUUCUUUUUGGAUUCAUCCCUGCUAAAGUCAAAUGGUUCAGGCAAACAAACGGAUCAGAAACCCACCGGACAGUCCUGAGCCUGAUCAGCUGCUUUGCUGGAGGCGUGUUCCUGGCAGCAUGUUUACUGGACAUUAUUCCCGAUUACUUAUCUGACAUCAGCGCAGCGCUGGACGUUCAGAAGCUGGAGACCAGCUUUCCACUUCCAGAGUUCAUCAUUGCCGCAGGCUUCUUCACUGUCCUCAUCCUGGAGAAAACCGUCAUGCACUUUCGGGAACGAAGAGGGGCUGGUGAGGAGAGAGCCCCCCUGUUGUCAGGAAACAGGAACGGCCACGGCCACGGCGCCGUCACGACCCCCGAUCUGGAGGACAGCGCCCAUCACGUCCACGUGGACUUCCAAGCUCACUCCCCCUUUCGAUCAUUCAUGCUAUUCCUCUCACUUUCACUACACUCGGUUUUUGAGGGCCUUGCAAUCGGCCUUCAAAGCACAGAUUCAAAGGUUUUAGAGAUCUGCAUUGCUAUCCUGGUCCACAAGAGCAUCAUAGUGUUCAGCUUGUCGGUGAAGCUGGUCCAGAGCGCCGUUCAACCAGCAUGGGUCGCCGCGUACAUUUUUGUGUUUGCCAUGAUGUCACCUUUAGGCAUCGCUAUUGGCAUCAGCGUGGUGGAGGCAGCUUUGACGUCCGGAGCUCUAAUUCAGGCCAUUCUGGAAGGGCUGGCUGCAGGGACAUUUAUUUACAUCACCUUUAUGGAAAUCCUGCCCCACGAGCUCAACUCUGCCGGGAAGCAGAUCCUCAAGGUCCUCUUCAUCCUGCUCGGCUUCACGACCAUGGCAGCGUUGACGUUUCUAGGUUGAGACGCUUCCUUUGCAGUCAACAUGUCUGCCGGGAAAAGAUCGAAGGGUUUUGGUGCCGCCCACUAAAGUCGCCCGCCAUUGUUGGUGACAUCGAUGCAGAAACUACUUUCAGCAGAAGUGAAACUGCAGGGUUUGCUGCUGCACUGUUACAUCAACGACCCCGAUUUUCAUUUUAAGUCUUUUUUUAACAGAUUUCAAUGCAGUCAGAAGCUCUGACAUGAUUUGCACAUGUAAAUUUAGAGAAAACCAUUUCAGAGGACAAACAAUGUGUCCUCACAUCUAACUGACCUUGUUUUAAAACUCUCUUUCGGUUUAUAGAUCUACUGCUUUUAACUAAAAGGAAAUCACUGGAACAAAGGGCUUGGUUGUAAAUAUGUUCUUCAAAUAUAUACGCUAGCAUCUUAAAAGGUUGCAUGACAUCUACAAAUCAAGAAAGAGUUAAGACAUUUUAUUUUUUAUUACUUUUUUUAUUUUUUUACAAAAACUGAGUGCCUUGUCACCCUUUGUAACAAAAUACUUUACUGGUACUGUUUUAUUUUUUUUCUUAGCCUCGGCUGCGAGGUUACUGUCGCACAUUCCACUGUUUUUUUUGUGUUUGUCUUAUUUGUCAUUUUCAGUCUUGUUGCAGUUUUUACAUUUGUUCAGUAAAAUAGAAUAAAUAUUUGACCGACUGGUUUAUUUGAGUUCAAACACAAAUGAGCCCUUUUCCAUAUUUUUUUAUUUUACAACAGUAAACAGUGCUUUGAAACACCUUAGCACCUUAAAGCAAGGCAUUUUUUAUUUACACACUGUAGACUGAAAAUCAGAUACAUUUGUGUUUUGCUGUUUCUCCUCACAUGGAUGUGCUAAGUCUAUCGUAUUUUGUGCAUUAAGUCUUUAUAACUCCAGUUUGAGUCUUUCAUGCAUUCGCCAGAUUGCUUUCUCGCUUGAGAAAGUUGGGCUCAAAAAAGAAAUGUGGUUGUUAGCAAAAUAAAGUAGCUACAGCUAAUUUAAAGAUGGUUUGCUACAUGUGAUUAUUUAUCAGCGAUCUUUCUGUUUUUGGCAAACAUUUAGUAUCCAAGCAGUGACCUAGACAACUUUAGUUUUGGUGUACUGUUUAAAAAUGGUGAAAACUUUUUGACUAUAUGCCUGGAUUCAUCACAUGAUGUUGAUUUUGUGCCUUACAAUUGUACAUCUUUUUUUUUUUUUUAUAGAGAUGAGGGUUUUACCAAUCUAAACAAAAUAUAGCCAUAAACAUACUAUUUCAUUAAUUCACUAAAGUAGUGUUUUAUCAAGUUUGGUUUCCUAAUGGUGAACAUUAUGUCAUAGCAAUCCAAAUUCUAAUGUGUUCUUUAAUGUUUAUUUUUAAAUAAAGGUGUAAAAUCCCCAAUUUUGCAGCAAAAGUUUUAAUGCUGGUUUAUUAGUGUUGCACCAGAUGACUUCUGCCACUAGAUGGCAGUGUUAACUGAUUAGUUAGAAGUCCAUUUUUUUAAUGGACCAUUUCUAAAACCUUGAUUUAUUCAUACAUUUAUAGGCAUUUUUCCAUGAACAGCUUUGGACUAUUUACUGAAUCAGUGUGCUGAGCAUGAAUGAAUGGAGGAAUGAUCUUUAUAAUUAACGUUUCUAAAAAAAAUAAUAAUAAUAAGAGGAAGUUUUUUGGUCCUAAAACUGCAAACCAACCCUCAACUUUCAAUAUUCUAACAUUGUUUUUGUUCUCACCCUAAAUAUAAUAUAAGUUUGUCUAUUGUCUUUUUGCCAAAGAAAAAUUUCCUCAAAGGUCUUGGGGACAAUAAAGUGUUUUGUUCUAUAAAUUAA
Oryzias latipes (Japanese medaka) is the source of this 2853-nucleotide messenger RNA. RefSeq names its product solute carrier family 39 member 1 (gene slc39a1). Gene Ontology annotation, molecular function: zinc ion transmembrane transporter activity. The record is from RefSeq and is a predicted model, not a curated record. Gene Ontology annotation, cellular component: plasma membrane. NCBI's taxonomy places the organism in Eukaryota, Metazoa, Chordata, Actinopteri, Beloniformes, Adrianichthyidae. Gene Ontology annotation, biological process: zinc ion transmembrane transport.